CGGCGAGCCUGGCCCCGAGGAAGGGAUGCGGCGGCGGCAGCACCGGGACACCCCGGGACCCCCCCCCGCCGCCCCCGGGCGCGGAUUGGCGGCGGCGGGGGCGCAGGGCGGAGCCGGCCCGGUGGAGCCAUGACAUCACCGCCGCCGCCGCCGGGCCGGUCCCGGUCCCGGUCCCCGCCAUGCCGCCGCCGACCCGCCGUAGUUCCCGGUGACACUGCAGAGGGGGCUGGGGACAUCCUGAGCGAGCCAGCGAUGUCGGAGAGCGUGGCCGAGGCACCGGGAGACGGGAGCCCCGCGGCACUCGGGGAGACGGGCACCAGCCAUGAGCUGCUGCAGCGGCUGCGGGAGCUGGAGGCAGAAAACUCGGCCCUGGCCCAGGCCAACGAGAACCAGCGGGAGACAUACGAACGCUGCCUGGACGAGGUCGCCAACCACGUGGUGCAGGCGCUGCUCAACCAGAAGGACCUGCGCGAGGAGUGUAUCAAGCUGAAGAAACGGGUUUUCGACCUGGAGCGUCAGAACCAGGCGCUGAGUGACCUCUUCCAGCAGAAGCUGCAGCUCUCGACCGGGUCCCUGCCCCAGCUGUCACUGCACCCGGUGCCGGUGCCCCCGGACGCCCCGGUGAGCCCCCAGCCAGGCUCUGCCGAGCAGCCACCCCCCCCGCCACCCCCCAGCCGCUGCCUCCCCCUGCCAGAGGUGACCCCAUCGGUGCCAUCGGGCAGCCCUGGGCUCAGCCCCGGUGCCCCCCCCCUGGACGCCCUCUCCCCCUUCUUCAAGAAGAAAGCCCAGAUCCUGGAGGUGCUGCGCAAGCUGGAGGAGACGGACCCGCUGCUGGGGCCCCCACCGGCCUCCCCCGGAUCCCCCGAGCCCUGUGGGGCCCUGGGCUGGCCUCCCUGCCCGUUGCGGGGGCCGGGGGCUGCGGGGGGGUGGCGGGGGGCCGAGGGCAGCCCCUGCUCCUCACCGGAGGAGGCUGCACCCCCGCGGGGGGCCCUGCUCAGCGCCUUGGCCGAGCGGCUGCUGCGGGGUGAGGGGGGGUGCUGCCGGCGCAACGGUGAAGCCCCCGGGGGACCCCCCCGGCAGCGGCGCAGCGAGCACCCCGCUUUUUUAGGGCUCUAUGCCCCGGGUGAGGAGAGCCUGAGGGGGGCUUUGCCCCGCUUUCACCCGGGGGGGGCCCUAACCCCCUGCCGUCCCCCCCCAAGGUGCUCAAGCUGCCGGCCCCCCCCGGGGCACUGCGCCUCAGCCCCCAGCUCGCCCGUGCCUCCAAGAUCCCCUGCCGCGGCGGGCAACCCCGAGGCCUCGCCAGCGUUCAGCCGCCGUGCCUCCCCCGACGCCCCCCCGGAGCCUGGCUCCCCCGAGCCCCCCGCAUUCCCCCCACCCCGCACCUACGAGGCGGCCGAGCAGCCCCCCGGGCCGCCGGGACCCCCCAACAGUGGGGAGCGGGCGGCCGCCUCCCCCCCCAGCACCCGACGUGGCACGGGGGGCUCGGCCCCCUCCCGCCGCCCUGGCAAGAAGCCCCCUGAGCCGGGCUACUUGCCCUUCAAGGAGCGACUGGCCGCCCUGGGCAAGCUGCGGGGGGCCGAGGGCCGCGAGCCCCCUGGCCCGGGGCGGCCCGAGACGCGACCCCCUCCCCGGGGGGGGUUGGGGGGCAGCUUGAAGCACCCUGAGCCGGCGCACGGCGGGGAGCCCCUUGCCCGGUGCUACUCCUCUGGCUCCAUGGGCGAGCCCGGCAAGGCGGGGGGCAAGGGGCGCCCCAUCGGCGGCAGGACCCCACUGCGGGCCCCCCCGGCACCCCCCGCCAAGGCCGCCCGUAGCCCCCACGGCAGCCCCACCAAACUGCCCACCAAGGCGGGCGCCGGCAAAGCCGGGACGCCGCGAAGUGAGGAGCCGGCGGCGCCCAAGGUGCCGGGGGUCCCCCACAAAACGCCACCGGCCCCCGAGCCCCCCGGCACGGGGCCGCCACCAGGCGCUGCCGGGCACUCAGCCAUCGAGGAGAAGGUGAUGAAGGGCAUCGAGGAGAACGUGCUGCGGCUGCAGGGGCAGGAGCGGGCACCGGCGGGAGAAGCCAAGGCCAAGGCUACCGGCGGUUUGGCCAGCUGGUUCGGGCUGCGGCGCAGCAAGUUGCCGGCGCUGAGCCGGCGCGGUGAGGGCGGCCGCGGGCGGGAGUGGGCCGGGACGCCGGCUCCCCUCCGCCGGGAGGUCAAGCUGGCUGCCCGUAAGCUGGAAGCCGAAAGCCUCAACAUCUCGAAGCUGAUGGAGAAGGCGGAGGAUCUGCGCAAGGCGCUGCGGGAGGAGCACGCCUUUCUGCAAGGGCUGGCGCUGGAAAAGGGGCGCCCGCGGGGACCCCCCCGCGGCCCCGGCCACCUCCCGGUGAUGUACCAGGAGGUGACGGCCGAGACCUUCAUGCAGCAGCUGCUUGACAGGGUGGACGGGAAGGACGUGCCCUACGAGAGCCGCCUGGAGCACAAGCGGGACCUGGGUGACCUCCGGCGGGUCCCUCCCGACGCCAAAGACCCCCGGCUCUGCCGCCCGCCCCGCAACGGCAUCGUGGGGCACCUGCGGGACCCCCCUGACAAGGUGCCUGACGUGGGGCUCCGGGAUGAGCUGCCGUCGGAUGAGAGUUUGUCCGAGUCGGGGACGUCACAGCACUUCGCCGCCUGCGGGUCGCUGACGCGGACGCUGGACAGUGGGAUCGGGACCUUCCCACCCCCCGACUACGGGGGGGUCCCUGCCAAGAGCACCCCCAAACCCCGGGGCCGCCCUGAGCCGCCGCCCGGCGCCGCAUCGGCGCGGCCGCCCGGUAUCACCAAAGUGCCGCGCAAGGCCCGGACGUUGGAGCGGGAGGUGCCCAGCGCGGAGGAGCUGCUGGUGGCCGGCAAACACCGGAGCAGCCCGGCGUGCCGCCCCCCGGCCCCCCCCGGUCCCCAAGCCACCAGUGAUGAUGCUGGGAAGCCGCGGCGCGUCCAGCAGAGCAAGAACUGGACCUUCCCCAACGCCAAAGCCUGUGGCACCGCCGACCCCUUCCUCUGCCCCCCCGGGGGGCUGGAGGGGCUGCACCGCCCCGCACUGGCACCCGUGUGCAGCCCGGGGGGGAUUCGGGGGGCGUCCCCGGAGGCCCCCCCACCGCUGCCCCCCGCCCUGAGCACCAGCAGCAGCCGUACACCCAGCGCCUCAGACGUGGGGGAUGAAGGCAGCACGGACGCCCGGUCCCGGGACGGGGGGCACGGCCCCCCAGGACUGGAGCACUCCGAAUCGCUCAGCGACUCGCUCUACGACAGCCUCUCCUCCUGCGGCAGCCAGGGCUGAGCCCCCCCCCCCCCCACCGCCCCCCAAACCCUCACCCCUCCGGGGCCGCACUCGCACGUCUUCCGCGCCCCCACCCCGCUGCCCCCCCCUCGCUCCCAGUCUGGGGGUGCUUGCCCAAGGUGUGUGUGGGGGGGUCCUGGUGCCCCGUCCCUCCCCCCCCCGUCUCUCUCCAAUGGUGCUAUCGCAGUGUACAGCCCCCACCGCCGGGUUUUUAAACUCAAUAAAGCCGCCCUCCCCCGGUUUAUUUAUA
Molecule: messenger RNA, 3553 nt
Organism: Tyto alba (common barn owl)
Lineage: Eukaryota; Metazoa; Chordata; Aves; Strigiformes; Tytonidae
Gene: NCKAP5L
Product: NCK associated protein 5 like
Biological process (GO): microtubule depolymerization; microtubule bundle formation
Cellular component (GO): microtubule plus-end
Source: RefSeq, a predicted model, not a curated record